UUCCGGGCAUUUUUUUUUUUGGACAACAACUACUUUUUUACGAAAAUGAGCCGUUCAGGGGCUGAAAUAAAAGACAGUGCUGAUCCCCUGAAUUCUACAUCUCUCCCAGUGGAAAUAGUACCUGUGGAGGAUACUCCACACACACAAAUGUUUGAGAGCCAGUCAAAGUUUAUCCAGGACAGGAUAACUGCCACAGAGAAACACUUUGGUCAGCUGUGUGAAACUUUCUCUUCCUAUACAAGAAAAACUGCAAGGCUUAGAGAUAAAGGUGACCAAAUAUCGAAGGAUAUGAUCAGCUAUGUUGAGGGAGAGACAUUGAAUCCUUCAUCAAAAGAAUACUUCUCAGAGUUUGCACACAACCUUUCAGCCAUACAGGACUACAGAAAUGCUCAAGUGACACGACUAGAGUCGAAAGUUCAGCAACCUUUAAGCAAUUAUGGACUUAAGUGUAAACAUACAAAAGCUGAUCUUAAAGCAGCAUUUGCUGCAAGAGACAAAGAAACAAAAAUACGCAAAAAGUUGGAAGUGGCAAGAACUAAAGGUGAUACACGUCAGAUAGCAACACUGGAGACUGAUUUGCAACGUGCCAGCGUGGAUGCUUCUCGGACAACAAAAAAUCUGGAGCAGCAGUCGGAUAAAUUUGAACUGGAAAAAUUGCAAGAUGCAAAGAAAAUAAUGACAGAUUUUGUAAUGAUAGAGAUGGCAUUCCAUGCUAAAGCACUGGAAGUGUAUUCUCAGUGUUACCAGAGCCUCAGUAAUUUAAGUGUAGACCAGGAUAUCAGGGAAUUUAGAGCUAAGAUGCGUCCAUCAAGCAGUUCAGCACGUAUGAAUAUGGCAAGGACAGGCUCAGUAUCCUCUGUGAGUUCAAGCACAGUUCAUGAGAAUACGCCUCGAGCAGAUCUACGAGGUUCUCCACAAAGACAGCAACAAACAGCACAUCGUCAGCAACAAGCAAGACCUACUGCAAAUGGUGUAGGGAACAUGAUGGAUGAUGAUGAAGAAGAAAGUGAGGAAGAGGAAACAGAUGAAGAAGAGGGAGAAACAGACGAGGACGAGAGUGAGGAGACUGAGGCUGAGACUGACAGAGGUCAUCAUGUACAGGCAAUACGUCCAGCCAGUAGGAGAUGAAACGAUAUAUUAUGAAGAAAACACAAAAUACUGUUUAUAAAAGAGUUAAUUCUGUUCCCUGACCAGUUUAUCAGUCCAUUAGACAAUAUAUUAGUUAGGUUAUCAAUGAAAAAUCUUUGUCUUGAAUUUAUUUUUCAUAUGAUUCUACUAUUCAGAUAUUUUGAAACCUUGUAAAGGAUGUAUAGCUCAUUUAGUUGAAAAAGCCAUUCAUUCAGCUUCCAAAAGGUAAGUUGUACCCAGAUGUUGGCCCUUGUUUGAAAUGAUGCACAGAAAGGGUCUUCCUUCACCAUUAAAAGCCAGUUGACCCAGAUUGUGUUGGUUUGAUUUAAAACCAAGUAAACUUUAUUUACAGACUAUAUUUGUUAAUGACUUUUAAAGCGUAUUUAGAUACAAAAUAUGAAAUUUCAGCUUAUAAUUUGCAGCAUAGAAUGAUGGUCAGAUAAAUCAUUCACUAAUAAGCAUGAGAUUGGUAUAACUUUAGUGCAUUUAUGUGUUUUAUUAGCUCACCUGUCACAUAGUGACAAGGUGAGCUUUUGUGAUCACCCUUCGUCCGUCGUCAGUCCGUCCGUCCGUGCGUCCGUCAACAAUUUCGUGUCUGCACGAUAGUGGUUUCAUUUAUGAUUUUAUUUUGACCAAACUUGCACACAACUAGUAUCACCAUAAGAUCUUGGUUCCUUUCUUGAACUGGCUAGAUCCCAUUAUGGGUUCCAGAGUUAUGGCCCCUGAAAGGGCCAAAAUUAGCUUUUUUGACCUUGUCUGCACAAUAGCAGCUUCAUUUAUGAUUUGAAUUUAAUCAAACUUACACAAAACUUGUGUCACCAUAAGAUCUUGGUUCCUUUCUUGAACCAGCCAGAUCCCAUUAUGGGUUCCAGAGUAUUGGCCCCUGAAAGGGCCAAAAUUAGCUAUUUUGACCUUGUCUGCACAAUAGCAGCUUCAUUUAUGAUUUGAAUUUAAUAAAACUUGCACAGAACUUGUGUCACCAUAAGAUCUCGUUUCCUUUCUUGAACCGGCCAGAUCCUAUAAUGGGUUUCAGAGUUAUGGCCCCUGAAAGGGCCAAAAUUAGCUAUUUUGACCUUGUCUGCACAAUAGCAACUUCAUUUAUGAUUUGAUUUUUACCAAACUUGCACAUAACUUGUAUUACCACAAGAUCUUGGAUCCUUUCUUGAACUGGCCAGAUUCCCUCAUGGGUUCCAGAGUUAUGGCCCCUUAAAGGUCCAAAAUUGGCUAUUUUGGCUUUUGCAGCCAUAUAGAGACUUCAUUUAUGGUUUUUUUUGAUACCAACUUCCAAAAUAUCUUCAACAACAAUAAAUCUUGGAUUCCAUGACAAAUCAGAUCCAAUCGUAGAUUCCAGAGUUAUUUUAUAUCUUGAUUACCUCCCCUGAUUUUAAUCAAAAUGGAUUUAUAUCAGUAAGUACUUAUAGGACUUAUUUGAAAUUUCAUUAUUGUCAUUAGUUGGACUGAGCCAAUCAGGGUAGAUAACUAUGGACUGAUUUAAUGUCAAAUUACCUCCCUUUAUUUCAAAUUAAAAUGGGAAUAUCUCCAUAACUAAUGAAGAUACUGAUCUGAAAUUUCAUUUAUGUCAACAGAUUUAUUUGGCAGAUCCUUCUUUUGUUCACUUACAAUAUUUUUUUUAUAAUUACUUCCCUUUUAUGUUACUAUAAAUAGCUUAUUUUUAGUAACUUUUUAGCUCACCUGUCACAAAGUGACAAGGUGAGCUUUUGUGAUCGUGCGGUGUCCGUCGUCCGUCCGUCCGUCCGUCCGUCCGUGCGUCCGUCCGUCCGUAAACUUUUGCUUGUGACCACUCUAGAGGUCACAUUUUUCAUGGGAUCUUUAUGAAAGUUGGUCAGAAUGUUCAUCUUGAUGAUAUCUAGGUCAAGUUCGAAACUGGGUCACGUGCCGUCAAAAACUAGGUCAGUAGGUCUAAAAAUAGAAAAACCUUGUGACCUCUCUAGAGGCCAUAUAUUUCACAAGAUCUUCAUGAAAAUUGGUCAGAAUGUUCACCUUGAUGAUAUCUAGGUCAAGUUCCAAACUGGGUCACGUUCCAUCAAAAACUAGGUCAGUAGGUCUAAAAAUAGAAAAACCUUGUGACCUCUCUACAGGCCAUAUAUUUCACAAGAUCUUCAUGAAAAUUGGUCAGAAUGUUCACCUUGAUAAUAUCUAGGUCAAGUUCGAAACUGGGUCACGUGCCAUCAAAAACUAGGUCAGUAGGUCAAAUAAUAGAAAAAACCUUGUGACC
Mercenaria mercenaria is the source of this 3364-nucleotide messenger RNA. RefSeq names its product CBY1-interacting BAR domain-containing protein 1-like. Lineage: Eukaryota; Metazoa; Mollusca; Bivalvia; Venerida; Veneridae. Gene Ontology annotation, biological process: cilium assembly. Bases 46 to 1128 code for a protein of 360 amino acids. The record is from RefSeq and is a predicted model, not a curated record. The transcript has 8 exons. Gene Ontology annotation, cellular component: ciliary basal body; ciliary transition zone.